Messenger RNA from Rhododendron vialii, 1494 nucleotides. RefSeq lists its product as uncharacterized. The transcript has 13 exons. The record is from RefSeq and is a predicted model, not a curated record. NCBI's taxonomy places the organism in Eukaryota, Viridiplantae, Streptophyta, Magnoliopsida, Ericales, Ericaceae. The coding region runs from base 166 to 930 and encodes 254 amino acids.
AAUUCCCUCUCUCUCUCUCUCUCUCUCUAAAUCGCGACAACAGAUUCUUCUCGUUAAGCAUCUGUGCUCUCGAAUCACACACCUGCUCACAAACCCUAGGGUUCUUCGUGCCCCAAUUUUCUCUCCAGAAAAUGGCCGGAAACAUCCGAAUCCAAGACGACGGAGAUGAACUCGAUGCUGAAGAGGACGAGAGAGAACCCAUCGACGGUGACCCCGUCGUCAACGACGACGAAGAUGAGGAAGACGCACUGUACAUGUUCUCCAUUUAUACAUGGGGUGGAGGACGUGAUGAACUCGAUACUUGAUGCUGAAGAGGAUGAGAAAGAACCGGUUGACGGUGACUCCAUCAGCGACGACAAAGAUGAGGAAGACGGUUUUAAUUUUACUCUAUUGACGUUGCCGUUGGGAGCAAAGCUUGCUGUCCACAUCUGCCCGCUCAUCUGCAACGACUGGCUCCAAGGCUGUUGCGCUUGGUGCUGGGAUACUGAAAAUGAGAGACAAAGCCCUGUUCCUCGGCGGCGAAAGUGCCACCCCGACCGAUGGAUCCCAAGAAAACAAGGCAGUAUAUGGGUAAGGUACAGCUGCGUGGAAAGAGAAGGCAGAAUGAGAGACUUCAAGUGGUUAAGCAUGAAGGAGAUGGUGGAGAUGAUCCUGAUUUACCCAAUUAGGUGCAUUGAAAAAUAUUUAUUGGAUGGUUUGUGCAUGACCCUGUGUUUUAGGAACAAAUCUAUGUUUGUGGAGCUCUCUGCUGGAAUCAUAAAUGUGUUAACUUUCCUUGUGAGGAAAAUCCAAACAAGUGUUCUAAGUUGUGCUGUAGCUUUGCAGUUACUUUUGGGCUUGUGUUUGUACAGAAGAGAACAAGUAGGAACUGAACUUUUGGUUAUAGCCGAAGGACUCAAAGGCCCCUGCUAUUUUUUCUCCCCAUGCUGAGACUACUGGGUGAACUUUGACUGAUUUCGAUAAUUUUGUUUUUAAGCGCCGGUGUUCCUUCUUCUUCCUCACCUGGACUUACAGUCUGUAACUUCUUACUUCUAACACUUGACUGCCCAUUGCUGUAAUGGAUGGAAUGGAGGUAAAGGGCUUUCUAUCUUUACUAGUUUCUUUUUGGGUGCAGGAUCCCCUUUCGGUUCGGUGUAGGUGGGCUUGAAAAUAGAUGGUGGUUAAAAUAAAGGCUUCUUUUUCAUUGUUUGGAGUUGGAACUAUAAUUUGGUCACUCUCCUCCGAAGGUGGCUUACUUGCACUAGGGUCAGGCACCAGAAGAUCAGCCAAGGAGCAAGAAAAACUGCGUGUGCCAUUUUCAGGCCCUGAUAAUCCUCAAGAAAAGAAAACACUGCAGAAUCCUCCCCAGCUCUGUUCUCCAGGGUCAAGCUCUAUCUCCUCUGACUUCUUCACGUGCUUUAAAGUGUGCAAGACAAGGAUUUGACCAUUUUAGGUGGUGCAAUUACUAGCAUCAGAGUUGAUGCAUUGCUGAAACUGAUUGUUGAUCUGUUGGAG